Molecule: messenger RNA, 2065 nt
Organism: Rhododendron vialii
Lineage: Eukaryota; Viridiplantae; Streptophyta; Magnoliopsida; Ericales; Ericaceae
Product: cytochrome P450 72A397-like
Exons: 5
Coding region: 339-1892 (517 amino acids)
Molecular function (GO): heme binding; oxidoreductase activity, acting on paired donors, with incorporation or reduction of molecular oxygen; iron ion binding
Source: RefSeq, a predicted model, not a curated record
UCAUUACACUUUUACUCACUAACUUUUCAAAAUAGAAUCUACUUUUAGGGACAACAUGAAAAAUGUAUCAACUUUUACCCACUAACUUUACAAAACAGACACUUGUUAAGAGACAGCUCAAAAUGAAAUACUAAACUUUAAAAAGGAAACGGAAGGAGUAUCAAAAUGCAGGUAAAGUAUCUCCCUGUAUCAUUUGUAUUGUCAGCCUGAUGCAUAUCUCAUACCAAAAAAGAUAUAUGAACACAUCAGCACGGCAUCAUAAAUUAUUGAACUACUAGUGUGCGACAGCCCCAUAAGAUAAGGUUCAGAUUUCUCUCAAUCUCAUUGUCUCACCAGAUAUGGAAGUAACAGCAAGCUCAAUUCUUCUCUCUCUUGCUUUGGCUACUUUCCUAACAUGUGCAUGGAAGGCAGUGAACUGGGUUUGGUUGAGGCCAAAACAGCUAGAGAGGAGACUGAGAGAUCAAGGUUUCAAGGGAAAUCCCUACAGAUUCUUGUAUGGAGACUCCAAAGAUAUCGUCCCAGCGAUCAUAGCAGCAAGAUCCAAACCCAUGGAGGUUAACGACGACGAUAUUGUGCCACGUGUCGUACCGUUCCACCAAUAUUUUGUCAAUCUUCAUGGAACGAAUUACCUUGCGUGGAUGGGACCAACACCAAGGGUAAACAUUACAGAUCCUAAACUGAUAAAGGAGAUCUUCUCAAACACUGAAGUCUUUCAAAAGCCAGUGAUGAAUCCACUUGCCAAAUUUCUAGUGACAGGAAUUCUAACCUACAACGGUGAGAAAUGGGCUACGCACAGAAGCCUUGUUAACCCAGCCUUCCACCUAGAAAAGCUAAAGCUUAUGGUACCAGCAAUGUACUCAAGUUGCUGUGAGAUGAUAAGCAAAUGGGAAGUGUCGGUCUCAACAAAAGGGUCAUGUGAGCUAGACGUAUGGCCUUAUCUUUCUAAUUUGACAGCGGAUGUGAUUUCUCGAACAGCAUUUGGCAGUGACUAUGAGGAAGGAAAACAGAUAUUCGAACUCCAAAAAGAACAAGCUGAUAUUUUGAUGCAACCUUUGCAGUCAAUAUACAUUCCCGGAUGGAGGUUUCUACCAACAAAGACUAACAGGAAGAUAAGAAAAAUAUAUAGUGAAGUGGGAGCUCUAGUGCGGAACAUCAUCAACAAAAGACAGCGAACAAUGAAUGGAGAAGGAGAUAAUGACUUGUUAGGGAUACUGUUGAAAUCAAAUUUGAAAGCUACUGAUCAAGAACUAGGAAGCAAGAACAACAAGAUGACAGUUGAAGAUAUAAUUGAGGAGUGCAAGCUAUUUUACCUUGCCGGGCAAGAAACCACCUCGGUUUUGCUUGUUUGGACAAUGGUCCUGUUGAGUAAGCAUCAAAAGUGGCAAGCCCUAGCUAGAGAAGAGGUAUUGGCAGUGUUUGGGGAUAACAAACCAGAUUUUGGUGGGUUACAUCAGCUCAAAACUGUAACCAUGAUUCUUAACGAAGUUAUGAGGUUAUACUCACCAGUUGCCUUUCUUACCCGUUACACACAUAAAAACACAAAGCUUGGAGGACUAGUUCUACCAGCUGGAAUAGAGCUUAUGGUGCCGACUAUCGCAAUUCACCAUGAUCCUAAAAUUUGGGGACAAGAUUCAAAAAAGUUCAAGCCGGAGAGAUUUUCUGAAGGAAUUGUGAAGGCAACAAAGGGCCAAGUCACGUUCUUCCCAUUUGGCGGGGGUCCCAGAAUAUGCAUUGGGCAAUACUUUGCACUAGUGGAAGCAAAGAUAGCUUUGGCAAUGAUUUUGAAACACUUCUAUUUCCAGCUGUCUCCAUCCUACGUGCACGCCCCUUCAUUUAUGUUAACGGUCAAACCCCAACAUGGUGCUCAUUUGAUCUUGCAAAAGAUAUUCUAGGGAUUUGAACACUCACAAUAAAAAAGGUAAAGUUGAUGAGGAACUUACCCACUCUUGUGAUGUCUGAAUCUAAGUUCUUGGUCACUGUAAUUUGGGUGGUGUGUAAUUAGAGCCUUCAAUUUUACUUUGUGUCUAGUUAAUCCAAUCCAUAACGGACGUGACUAUUGCUUUAA